CCCUGGGGAGAAGGGGGGUGUCCUCCCUCCCGGGGACCUGACACCGCGUCGCGGCCCCAACCGCCCUGCACCGCUGGCCGAAGGAUGCUGCAGCUCCGGGGGCGGGACCAGCAGGCGACUGCCGGAGACUCCAGCUCCGAUUGGGUGCCGCCGUGAACGGCAACGCGCGAUUGGUCGAUCCAGAAGCAGGGGCGGGGCCUGGCUCCUGCAGCCGGGUGGCGGGGCAGCUGGGGAUGCGGCCAGAGCCCGGGAAGCUGCUGCGGGGGCCAUGGCCGCCCCGAGCCCGGGGCCCCACGAGGUCCUGGCCCCCUCUCCAGAGGCGGGAGGCAAAGCCGUCACCUCGCGUUCUGGCCGCCGGGGCCUGCUCUGGCGUCUACGAGACAAGCAGCUGCGCCUCGGCCUGUUUGAGAUCAGCCCGGGACAUGAGCUGCACCGGCUGACGUGUAUGAUGCAGGCAGGGCUCUGGGCUGCCACACAGGUCUCCAUGGACCACCCGCCCAGGGGUCUGCCCACUGAGGACGACUUCUCCGAGGUCCUGACCCAGGUCCACAAGGGCUUCGAGCUGGGCACCCUGGCUGGCCCUGCCUUCGCCUGGCUGCGCCACUCCCUAGGCCUGGCCGAGGAGGACUAUCAGGCCGCCCUGGGGCCCGGGGGCCCCUACCUGCAGUUCCUCAGCACCUCCAAGAGCAGCGCCAGCUUCUUCCUGUCCCACGACCAGCGCUUCUUCCUGAAGACCCAGCGGCGCAGGGAGGUGCAGGCGCUGCUCGCCCGCCUGCCCCGCUACCUGCAGCACCUGCAGCGGCACCCGCACUCGCUCCUGGCGCGGUUGCUGGGAGUGCACAGCCUGCGGGUGGCCCGGGGCAAGAAGAAAUACUUCAUCAUCAUGCAGAGCGUCUUCUACCCCGCCGGCCGCAUCGCCGAGAGGUAUGACAUCAAGGGCUGCGAGGUGAGCCGCUGGGUGGAGCCGGCCCCUGAGGGCAGCCCCCUGGUCUUGGUGCUGAAGGACCUCAACUUUCAGGGCAAGACCAUUGACCUGGGGCCCCAGCGGAGCUGGCUCCUCCGGCAGAUGGAGCUGGACACCGCCUUCCUCCGGGACCUCAACCUGCUGGACUACAGCCUCCUGAUGGCCUCCCAGCACCUGCAGGAGGACGAGAGGGGCCCAGGCAGCAGCCUCAUCUUCCGCACAGCCAGGUCUGUGCAAGGGGUACAGAGCCUGGAUGAGCCGGGAGCGCAGAACCUUCGGCUGCUGCCUGAUGGCCCCAACGCCCUUCACAUCUUGGACGGCCCGGAGCAACGCUAUUUCCUGGGCCUUGUGGACCUCGCCACCGUCUACGGGCUCCGCAAGCGACUGGAGUACCUGUGGAAGGCGCUGCGCUACCCCAACCGGGCCUUCUCCACCGUCAGCCCGGCUCUCUACGCCCGUCGCCUCUGCCAGUGGGUGGAGGCGCACACCGAGUGACUGGCGCGGGGCCGCGCUCUCCCCAUCUGGACAAUGGGCACAGGCCCGGAAUGCAUGUGCCAGCUUGGUCGGUCGGGCUCCCCCAGCCUGCUGUUCCUCCAGCGGGCCUCCAGAGGGCAGCCUUCUCCAACUAAUAUGACAACCUUAUUUAAUGGCGAUGCUGUGCCUGGCUGGUAUUUUGCCAGGGACUCGCCAUAUUAGCUCAUUUUAUCCUCAAAAAAAAAAAAAAAAAAAAAAAAAAGCUAUUAUUCUCUUUUCACAGACCAUGAGAUGGAGGCUCAUGGGGUGAAGGGACUGAGCAAGAUCACUCAGCAGUAAAUGCUGGAACCAGGACUCGACUGUGCCUUUUGGACUCAGGAGCCUGUAUUCUUACCAGCUCCCACAGCCCUGUCCUCAUGCUCUCAGAAAGAGGGGAGGCUGAAGGCUCCAGCCCAGGCCCUUUGUCAUACAGAUGGGGAAACCGAGGCCCAGAGAUUUUAAGGGGCGUAUGCACGGGAGACUCCAGCCGGCCUCUGACCUCAGUCCAAGCCGACCAUGCCCAAGCCGGCCUUUCCUCUAGUGCUGCUCUGGGGCCUGUGACCAGGGCAAGGUGUUAACCUUCUCUGUGCCUCAGUGGUCUAAUCUGUAAGAUGGAAGGAUGAAAAUGGACCUCAUUCACGCAUUAAAUAUUUAUUGAGCAUCUGCUAUGUGACAGGCUGGGCUUUGGGGACCUGGGAGGGGAGCACAGAUUUCACCUUCACAGAACUCACAGCCUGGGGUGGGGGUGGGAGGUGGGGACAGAAGUGGCCUGGUGUAACAAAGCCUUGUGAAGGACCAUGGGGCCAUGGGGCUCAGGAAGGGGCCCCCACCUCAGUAGUGGAUGGGUGGGGUUGUUUCUAACCUCUAAACUGAGAUGAGAAGAGUCAGCUGUCAGGCGCUGGGAGGGUCCCAGGCUAAGGGCACAGCAAAGGGCUGGGGUGAGAGAGUGCCUGACAUCCUAUGUAAUAAAAGGGUAAUAUGCAAAUUGACCAGGAAUGAUGCGGAACGACCGGUCACUAUGAUGCGCACUGAACACCGGGGGACAGAUGCUCAAUGCAGGAGCUACCCCCUGAUGGUCGGUGUGCUCCCACCGAUCAGCCAGAAGCCAGGAUGUCCGACUGGGAUAUCCACGGGGAGUGGGCCUAAGCCAUCAGUCAGACAUCCCCCGAGCGCACCCAGGCUGCCAGAGGGAUGUCUGACUGCCAGCUUAGGCCUGAUCCCCUGAGGAGCAGGCCUAAGCUGGCAGGUAGACAUCCUCCAAGGCAGUGGCUCUCAACCUUCUGGCCCUUUAAAUACAGUUGCUCAUGUUGUGACCCAACCAUAAAAUUAUUUUCAUUGCUACUUCCUAACUGUAAUGUUGCUA
This is a messenger RNA of Myotis daubentonii (Daubenton's bat), 2840 nucleotides long. It is a transcript of the gene PIP5KL1, whose product is annotated as phosphatidylinositol-4-phosphate 5-kinase like 1. The transcript has 11 exons. Lineage: Eukaryota; Metazoa; Chordata; Mammalia; Chiroptera; Vespertilionidae. Gene Ontology annotation, biological process: phosphatidylinositol phosphate biosynthetic process. Gene Ontology annotation, molecular function: 1-phosphatidylinositol-4-phosphate 5-kinase activity. Gene Ontology annotation, cellular component: plasma membrane. The record is from RefSeq and is a predicted model, not a curated record. Bases 269 to 1459 code for a protein of 396 amino acids.